AAUAAGAUCCUUAAGUUUGCACAGGUGAGCAGUUGAAUUAAAAAUUGAAUACUUCCGUGUGGGGUAACAAACCUACAGCUCUUUUUGCGAAUAUAAAAAGGACCGACCACUUCCCUCCACCUUCUCUUUUCUUUCUCCAACUCCAUCUUCUCUUUACUCUUCCACUCCUCUCUCUUCACCCACUCAACUCCUUCCACUUUCCGCAUCAUCAUAAUGGCUGCUCAGAACAUUGGCAACUACGAGGGUUUCGAUCACGUCGUCUUCUGGGUCGGAAACGCAAAGCAGGCCGCUUCCUACUACACCACCCGCUUCGGUUUCAAGGAGAUCGCUUACCGCGGCCUCGAGACCGGUCACCGCGACAUCUGCUCCCACGUUGUCCGUCAGGACACUAUCACCUUCGUCUUCCAGUCUCCCCUCAACCCCAACAACAAGGUCUUCUCUGACCACCUCGCCCUCCACGGCGAUGGUGUCAAGGACGUCGCCUUCACUGUCGACGAUGUCCAUACCAUCUACAGCCGCGCUAUUGAGAAGGGUGCCAAGUCCAUUCGUGCCCCCUUUGAGGAGAAGGACGAGCACGGCUCCGUCUGGAUGGCCACCAUCGCUACCUACGGUGACACUGAGCACACCUUUGUCCAGCGCAGCAGCUACAAGGGCCAUUUCCUUCCCGGCUACGUCCUCCCCCGCGGCAAGGACCCCCUCGAUGAUAUCCUCCCUGUCGUCGGUCUCAACUACAUCGACCACUGCGUUGGUAACCAGCCCGACGGUGAGAUGCUCAAGGCCUGUGAGAUGUAUGAGCAGCAGCUCGGCUUCCACCGCUUCUGGUCCGUCGAUGACUCCCAGAUCCACACCGAGUACUCCGCUCUCCGCUCCAUCGUCAUGGCUGAUCCCACCGAAAAAGUUAAGAUGCCCAUCAACGAGCCCGCUGCCGGCAAGAAGAAGUCCCAGAUUACUGAGUACUGCGAAUACUACGGAGGCGCCGGUGUUCAGCAUAUUGCCCUCAACACCAAGGAUGUCAUCAAGGCUGUCAGCAACCUCCGUGCCCGUGGCAUGGAGUUCUUGACCGUUCCUUCCUCGUACUACGAGAACCUUCGUCUCCGUCUCCAGGGCUCCUCCACCAAGAUUGCUGAGGAUCUCGAUGUGAUCCAGUCCCUUGAUAUCCUUGUUGACUAUGACGAGUCUGGCUACCUUCUUCAGAUCUUUACCAAGCCCGUCCAGGAUCGCCCCACUGUCUUCAUCGAGAUUAUCCAGCGUCGUGGUCACGAGGGUUUCGGUGCCGGUAACUUCAAGGCUCUCUUCGAGGCCAUCGAGCGUGAGCAGGAGCUCCGUGGCAACUGCUAA
Messenger RNA from Gamsiella multidivaricata, 1338 nucleotides. RefSeq names its product Glyoxalase/Bleomycin resistance protein/Dihydroxybiphenyl dioxygenase. The record is from RefSeq and is a predicted model, not a curated record. Gene Ontology annotation, biological process: L-tyrosine catabolic process. Bases 214 to 1338 code for a protein of 374 amino acids. The transcript has 2 exons. NCBI's taxonomy places the organism in Eukaryota, Fungi, Mortierellomycota, Mortierellomycetes, Mortierellales, Mortierellaceae. Gene Ontology annotation, molecular function: 4-hydroxyphenylpyruvate dioxygenase activity.